Catharus ustulatus (Swainson's thrush) is the source of this 5971-nucleotide messenger RNA. It is a transcript of the gene AFAP1, whose product is annotated as actin filament associated protein 1. Gene Ontology annotation, cellular component: cytosol. NCBI's taxonomy places the organism in Eukaryota, Metazoa, Chordata, Aves, Passeriformes, Turdidae. The transcript is spliced from 19 exons. Gene Ontology annotation, molecular function: SH3 domain binding; SH2 domain binding. The record is from RefSeq and is a predicted model, not a curated record. Bases 75 to 2573 code for a protein of 832 amino acids.
GCUGCGGGGGGAGCCGCGGGAGGAGCCCGCUCGCCGCUUUGUGCCGGCAGCCGCCGCAGCACGGCCGCAAAGCCAUGGAAGAGUUAAUAGUUGAGCUGCGCCUGUUUCUUGAACUUCUGGACCAUGAAUAUCUAACUUCCACUGUCAGAGAGAAGAAGGCAGUAAUAACUAACAUUCUCCUGAGGAUACAGUCAUCAAAAGGUUUAGAAAUAAAAGAACAUGUCCAGAAGCAAGAAGUUGCCAACAGUUUGCCGGCGCCUCCUCAAAUGCCUCUGCCAGAAAUACCUCAGCAGUGGCUGCCACCAGAUAAUGGGCCUCCACCACUGCCAACAUCUUCCCUUCCUGAAGGCUAUUACGAAGAGGCAGUGCCACUUAGUCCUGGGAAGGCUCCUGAGUACAUCACUUCCAAUUAUGACUCAGAUGCUAUGAGCAGCUCUUACGAAUCCUACGAUGAAGAGGAGGAGGAUGGAAAGGGGAAGAAAAUGAGACAUCAGUGGCCUUCUGAGGAAGCCUCUAUGGAUCUGGUGAAGGAUGCCAAAAUCUGUGCCUUCCUUCUUAGAAAAAAACGAUUUGGGCAAUGGACCAAACUACUGUGUGUUAUCAAAGAAAACAAACUACUGUGUUACAAAAGCUCCAAGGACCAGCAGCCCCAGAUGGAGCUGCUCCUGAAUGACUGCAGUAUCACCUAUAUUCCCAAAGACAGCAAAAAGAAGAAGCAUGAGUUGAAAAUCUCUCACCAAGGAGCAGAUGCCCUGGUUCUGGCAGUGCAGAGCAAAGAGCAGGCAGAACAGUGGCUAAAGGUUAUUAAAGACGUGUGCAGCAACUGUACGGGAGCUGUAGACUCUGAUGGGCCUUUGUCUAGUUCUCCAGUACACAAAGCAGAGCUGGAAAAGAAGUUGUCAUUUGAGAGGCCAAGCUCAGAUGGAGAAGGUGCUGUGGAAAAUGGCAUCACUACCGUGUGCAAUGGUAAAGAACAAGUGAAGAGGAAAAAAAGUUCGAAAACGGAAGCCAAGGGCACUGUGACUAAAGUAACAGGGAAAAAAAUAACAAAGAUCAUUGGUUUAGGAAAGAAAAAGCCAUCAACAGAUGAACAGACCUCAUCAGCUGAAGAAGAUGUUCCAACAUGUGGAUAUCUCAACGUGCUCUCUAAUAACCGCUGGCGUGAGCGCUGGUGCAGAGUGAAAGACAACAAACUCAUUUUGCACAAGGACAGGACAGACCUGAAGACACACAUUGUUUCUAUCCCACUCCGUGGCUGUGAAGUCAUCCUGGGGCUGGACUCGAAGCAUCCCCUGGCCUUCCGCCUGCUCCGCAACGGGCAGGAGGUCGCUGUGCUUGAGGCCUCCUCCUCUGAAGACAUGGGCAGAUGGAUUGGAAUUUUGCUGGCAGAAACAGGGUCUUCAACAGACCCUGGAGCUCUGCACUAUGACUACAUCGACGUGGAAAUGACGGCCAGCGUCAUCCAGGCUGCCAAACAAACCUUCUGUUUCAUGAACAGGAGGGUUAUAUCUACAAAUCCGUACCGGGGGAGCACUGCCAACGGCUACGCCUGUCCAAGUGGAAUGGCACUUCAUUAUGAUGAUGUUCCCUGCAUAAAUGGAUCGUGGGAACCAGAAGAUGGCUUUCCUUCCUCUCGUAGCAGGAACAUUGGAGAAGAAAUGCUUUAUGAUAACGCAGGCCUGUACGAUAACUUGCCGUCUCCAAAAAUCUUUGCGCGCUAUCCGCCAGCUGACAGGAAAGCCAAUAGGUUAUCUACUGACAAACUGUCCUCUAACCAUUACAAACACCCUGUCUCAUCCAAUCUGUCUUCUGCUCAGUCUGUCACUAAUACCUCUGCUGUGGGGAGGGGAUCUGGCUCACAGUUUAAAAGCAAGAAGCCUCCUGUGACUACUAAUGGGAUCACCGGAAAAGCAAGAACUUUAAAUAGCCAGCCAAAGAAAUCUGAAACAGUUUCCUGUGUGAAGCGCACUGCAUCCAAUGCAGAGCAGUACAAAUACGGCAAGAAUCGUGUGGAGGCAGAUGCAAAGAGAUUGCAAAGCAAAGAGGAGGAGCUGCUGAAGAAAAAAGAAGCUCUCCGGAAUAGGCUGGCCCAGCUCCGGAAAGAGAGAAAAGAUCUGCGUGCUGCCAUUGAAGUCAAUGCUGGCAGGAAGACCCAAGUGAUUCUUGAAGACAAGUUAAAGAAGCUGGAAGAGGAGUGUAAGCAGAAGGAGGCUGAGCGUGUAAACCUGGAACUAGAGCUGACUGAGGUGAAGGAGAGCCUUAAGAAAGCCUUGGCUGGUGGCAUCACCCUGGGCUUGGCUAUUGAACCCAAAUCAGGAACAUCAAGUCCACAGUCUCCGAUUUUCAAGCACCGAACUUUGGAAAACUCUCCGAUCUCCAGCUGUGAUACCAGUGAUACUGAAUGUUCCAUCCCUGUGAACAGUGCUGCAGCUCUGAAGCGACCUCCCUCAUCAAACAAUUCCCCAUGUAGAGGCCAUGUCCUUCGAAAAGCAAAGCUGGGAGUGAGCCCAGGCCUUGUAGAUGUGGCUCAGGAAAGGGCGUCACACGAAUGGGAGAUGAAAAAUGGAACAUAAACAUAGCAAAGCCACUCACUUUCCAUAAAGGCCUUACCUACUACAGACCAAGACAUAGGCUGCAAAGGACUCACCUGAAAGGUCACAUCAAGUGAUAAAACAUAAGAAGUUUUAUAACUCUGUUAAGUUAAUGGUAGCUUGGCGCUAAUUUGCCUGUAUUCCCUCUACUGUAUUGCUGUGUAACUACAUGUGCCCCUUUUUAUUAGCUGUAACUCCUUUCCAACUUCACUGGUAAAGAAAAUGGAAACCAAAAAACACCCAACAAUAGGAAUUAAAAAGGAGCAUAAAGUCACAGUUGAAAGUUUACUUUGCUGAACCAGCAGAGAACCAGGAAUGUUAACUAUAGUGCAUCAGACGGCUGGAACACUGCUGAAGAUUGGUGGGAAAUCCUGACUCUUACAGGUUAAAACUGCCUUCUGAACACUGCCACAGAGCAGGUCUAACUCCUCAGCAGAGGCUUUGCUGGUAGCUGCUCACAUGGCAAAACAAACUGAGGAAAUGUGCUCCCAGAAGCAGCAGUGCCUGCUCGGCCCAGGAGCUCUGCAGGGCAUGACAACAACUCAUUGGUGAAGCAUUUUUUGGAUAUUUCUUAGACAGAUGCUUUUGUCAUUGGGAGAUAAAAAGCUGCCAAACUUUGAGACAGAUGUGUUUUUGUAUGUUCUCUUCAUUGCUGUUCUGAAGCACCAGUCAUUUUCAAAGGUCAUGUUCUUAAACUAUGACUUGUUCCUGAUUUUUUUAAAAGGCAAACAGGUAUUUUUAGAUACUGCUUCUCUUCUAUCCAUUUUGAAGAAGAAAAAGAAAACAAUUGAAAUUAGUCCUCAGCAGAUAAUGGCAACUCAGAAUAACUUAUGCAGUCAGUCUUGUUUUGUUUUUUAUAAUAUAGUGUUGUUAAACUUGAGGUAUAGAACACUGCUGUACUUAGUUUCCUUUGUCUUUUCAGACCUCAGCUAUUAUUUUUGAGGAAGAUGGACUGAAAAGGUGAUAAUUUUCAGACUCUUUUAUAAACAGUUUAACAAAUAAUUGGGGAUUUUCUUAAACAAGAGUCCAUUUCUGUUUACUAGGAAACAGCCUCUUGCAUUUUAGUCUGUAAAAUUAUAAAAAAAAUGUUUUUCUUUGUCUCCAUCCAUGUAAUUCCUGAGAAAUUACAUGCAGUAAAUUACCACUGAAGCCCUGCAAAAUCUCAAGAUUGGUUUUAAAAAAUUAGAAGGGGGUUGGGGGGAGAAUGUAUAAUAAGAUGGUUUCUUUUUCUCUUUUUUUUAAGCCUUUGGAGAGCUUUCAAUUAUACUCUCAAGAUACUUUUCCACCUCAACUGUGAGGAGUUGAAAAUUAAUUUUAAAAAUUACCUCAAAAUAUGAGUAGUAUUUAAUCACAGAUAUGAGGGCUGGAGUCUUGAUAAUUAGUUAAGACUGCAAUUAAAAUCACAGAAGUUGGCAAGACAGCAGUUACCAAGGAUCACAUCCCUUUAUGGCCAAGCCUGCAGAUAAUCUCACCUAUAGGAAUGGGUGUGUGCAACUCCUGGAGGGUGCGCUGGGAUUCUCAGCUGAGCUGGAUGCCAGAGGACCUCCUGCAGGAGCUUGUGGGGUUUGAAGGCACAGAGCUAUCAAAAGACCUGACAGCAGAGAGGAGACAGGGCUGUGUCCUGUUCCCAAAUGCAUUUAGGGCCAGGGAUCCCACUGACUUCAGCAGUGCAGAAUUGGGGCCCAGCAUGAGAAAAGGUUCUUUGCUUCCUGUGACUGUACUUGGUACAAAGUGCCACAGGAAUGCAGAUACAGUAGGAAAGCAAGUGUCAGUGUGGUUUUCAUUGAAAACACAAUUUUUUAAUAUUAGUUUAAGUCACUUAUAGCUGUCUAACUAGAGGGCACAUUCUGUACUGUAUGACUAUGGACUAAACAGCAUCAAAUUCCCAUAAAUAAUAGCAGAAACAAAUUUGAAGCAAAAGUAAGUUCAUUUAGGCUUUUUAUUUCAAAUUAAGUUAUUUAUUUGUAUAUUUCAAUAAAUAUUUAAUUUAUAUCUGUACAUAUUUAUAAUGCAAAUUAGGCUUCUAGUCAACGUUAGCAAUGAUGUAACAGUUGCCAUUAAGAAGUGGUCCUGCAUCAAGUAAUGCAGGGCAGUCAAAAGCCAGAUCACUUGUCAUGUUUACCCAGUAUUGGCAUUGUCUCUUUCCACCUCCUUAUCCCAUGAUAAAAAAAAAUAAAUAAAUUCCUUGGCAAGGACAGGUUUUAAUCCAUGCCUGAGUCAAUGUGUGUAAAUCUCUGCCCAGGCAAACAGAAGUUGUGUGGUGGAGCCUUCUUCAGCUCUGCUGUAGGUGCAGGUCUCCUUCAGCACCUGCAGCACCCUGGGUCCCUGUACUGCCUGCUGCACAGGGGCUGCCACCUAAAACAAACAUCUUUCACUCUUCCUCCAGCAAAGGCUCCACAAAGCCAUCACUGCUUUAGUCUAUUCUGUAUAAUAGCCAAGGUUUUGAAAGGAGGAAAACCAAAAAGCUUGGGAAAUAACCUCUCUCUACAGACCACUCUCAGUGCUGUGAAAUGUACUCUGUUGCCUUGAAUAGCACUAUUGCUGCACAAUUUUUUGUAAAGAGCGACAGAGUUUGUAUUUUCACCGUUUUUGGAUUUCAGGAUCACCAGGCAAACUCAGCCAUAGAGCAGCAUGACUUUUGUUUUAAAGGAAAACUCCUAUUUUGAACCAUUUCUAUGUCUUCUAAGAAAAUGUUACUCUUCUGCUUCCUCACCAAAUGCCUGUUACUGUACCAGGUGCUUUUUAAAAAUUGUUUGUUUUGUUUGGUAUUUUUUAAAUGAGUGAUGCUUUUUAAAAAAAUAAAAACCCAGAUCAUAACUUUGGGGGAUCAAGGGCGUUCUUUUUAAAUGAGAUGAUUGUGACAACUUGAUUUUUCAAAUGGAGAAUAUUAAUUUAGUAUCAAGUUUUGUUAGACACUUUCAAAUUAAUUGGCCCAGGGUGUAUGUUGUAUGAUAAUGUUCUCAUAUUAAGAAUGUAAUUAUUUCCUUAUUGUAUUUUUUAAAAAACAAAAUCAUAUUUAAAAAAAAUCUCUGUGAAAAAAAAAGCAUGAUAGAAACAUGAAAAAAAAAGGUUUUGUUUUAUUUUUGUUAUUGGAUAUGUUGGCAGUGCCCAUUAUAAUUGACUGUAAAUAUAGCCUUUCUACUGUAUUUCUCAGUGUAUUUAAGUUUUUUUGACAUACAUUCAUGGACACUUCUGUUAAAAAAAAAAACAAAAGUCAAAAUAGACCCACCUUCAAAUGUGUGUCUUAGUAGCUUCAACUAACUUUAUGCCUUUCUAGUUUAAUCUUCAGAAAAUCUUGCAAAGUGUGAAAAAAGACUGGCACCUGGUAGGUGCGACAGAUCCAAGACCAUUAUUAAUAAAGUUACCUGUCAAAAAAAGGA